Messenger RNA from Peromyscus californicus insignis, 3625 nucleotides. It is a transcript of the gene Clybl, whose product is annotated as citramalyl-CoA lyase. The transcript is spliced from 8 exons. Bases 239 to 1240 code for a protein of 333 amino acids. The record is from RefSeq and is a predicted model, not a curated record. Gene Ontology annotation, biological process: regulation of cobalamin catabolic process. Gene Ontology annotation, molecular function: (S)-citramalyl-CoA lyase activity. Lineage: Eukaryota; Metazoa; Chordata; Mammalia; Rodentia; Cricetidae.
UUCAAAAUUCACCCCUGACCCAUGGCAGGACCCGCAUGGUCUUAGGCACCCCACUUUCUCCAUUACCUGUGGCUUUGCACCCUGGCUCAGGAAAUCACUCCUGGAACCAGAGUGGCACCUAGAAGAGUGUGGUCCCAGUCCUGCCUAGAGGUUCCUUUUCCGAGAAAGGGCCAGCCUCUAUGGUUUGUCCAACACUGACCACACAGUCACUUCUAAUAGACUUGGAGCUUAAUGUGAAAUGCUUUUUACUUCCUCUCCAUAUCACGUAUCUGCAUCUCUACCAAGCAUACCAGGAUUUACCGAGCCCAGUUGUGUGAAAUCAGUAUGGGUCCUGGUGAACACAUUUGAGAAGGCAUCUCUUGUGGCCAGUAUCUGCAGACCUGGGUAUAGCUCCUUGUCCAAUCACAAGUAUAUUCCUCGGAGGGCAGUGCUGUAUGUGCCUGGGAAUGACGAAAAGAAAAUAAGGAAAGUUCCAUCCCUGAAAGUGGAUUGUGCGGUGCUGGACUGUGAGGAUGGUGUGGCUGAAAACAAAAAGGAUGAAGCUCGGUUGAGAAUAGUAAGAACUCUCGAAGACUUUGACCUGGGCCCGACAGAAAAGUGUGUGAGAAUCAACUCGGUGUCUAGUGGUCUGGCUGAAGCUGACUUAGAGACAAUUCUGCAGGCCCAAGUUCUUCCCUCUAGUAUGAUGCUACCAAAGGUGGAAAGUCCUGAAGAAAUCCAGUGGUUUUCAGACAAAUUUUCAUUCCACUUAAAAGGCCGAAAACUUGAACAACCAAUGAAUUUAAUCCCCUUUGUGGAAACUGCAAUGGGUUUGCUCAAUUUUAAGGCAGUGUGUGAAGAAACACUGAAGACUGGGCCUCAAGUGGGUCUUCUCCUAGAUGCAGUCGUUUUUGGAGGAGAAGAUUUUAGAGCCAGCAUAGGUUCGACAAGCAGUAAGGAUGCCCAGGACAUCCUCUAUGCCCGACAGAAGAUUGUCGUCAUAGCCAAGGCCUUUGGCCUACAAGCCAUAGAUCUUGUAUACAUUGAUUUCCGGGAUGAAGAUGGACUUCUCAAACAGUCAAGAGAAGCCGCCGCCAUGGGCUUCACUGGUAAACAGGUGAUCCACCCUAACCAGAUCGCUGUGGUACAGGAGCAGUUUACUCCGACCCUGGAAAAAAUUCAGUGGGCUGAAGAACUGAUCACCGCCUUCAAUGAGCACCAGCAGCUGGGAAAGAAGGGUGGGGGAAAGUCGCAUUUAUAAAUCCAACCCAGAGAUAACCUCUCACCUCAACCCACGCCUUCCCGAAGGGAUGGAGUUGUCACGCCUUCUAUGCAGAGUUACUUAGGAAAGAAAGACCGCCAAAAGCUUAUUAAAGUCCUCAGUGUUAAUACUCAUGCUUGUGAAAAUGAACAAAUCACUAAAAAGACAGCGGAGAAGAGCUGGUUUUCAAUGGUGGACCUGUGACAGUCACGUGAGAAAUGUCCUUCUCAUGUUCCCUGGUACAAAGGACACCUGAAAAUCUCAAGACUUGUACAAGUGGGUAACAAUACUAAGCAGGUCGUUCCCGUAGAAGUCUGCCUUCCACCAUGAUCAGGCAUAUAACCCACCUCCCCCAGCACACAUGCACACAGACUGACGUUUGUACAGAUUCACACUUAAUACACAAAGCCAGAAGAUCUGCAGGGGAACACAGGACCUUACAUUUGGACAUGAAACCAAUUUUACGAUAAAUAGCAUUGUUUUUUCAUUUCAUGUCAAUGGUGGCCAUCAAAAAUAUUGUGCACUUCACGAAAAAUAAUUUUAAGUUGGCAUUGUAUUUUAUUUCUGUUUAUAUGUUUCAACCCAAAAUGAAGCUUGCCUGUAAAUAAACAUAUUUACAUAGAAAGAAAAGCUGUACACUCUUUCAUUGACACACACAAAUGACUCCAUCUAUCUCCCUCCCACACACCUGCAUGUUCACACACACACACACACACACACACACACACACACACACACACACAGCUACCUUAUGCCAGCUGACAAUGUGCAAGCAACAAGCACUUAUUUUAAUAGGAAACGGAGGCAGGAUGUGCUCCCUUAAGAUGGCAGACAGGUCCAGUGUGGACUGGUUCUGCCUUGAUGAACCAGGCACACUGUUUUACCUGAACCCUGCUGAAGGCAGAUACCUGGCCUUAUAAGAAGAUAGGAAAGGUUAUCCUCCAUUUCACCAGCUCCCAAACAAAAGUCAGGCCAGAAACACUCCUAUCCUGCCAUUUAAGUUUCCGAAUGGAGACUACAAUCCCUCCUUUCCAUUAUAUCUUGAAAAUGUUAUUCCUUAGGGAAAAUUGCCCAAGACUUUGAUAAUAGCGAUGUAAAUGUUAAGUUCUGGGCUUUUUUCUUUUCAUUCUCUAAAUAAGAAGUGGCCCUCUUGUUGGGGUGUAAUUGGGGCAUAAGCUUUCACAACAGUGUGUCAGGCCAGCUUUUCUUAACACAGAACCAUAGAAAUUGGAGCAGAGGGCAUUACCUAUUAGGUCAUUUCUUCCCUGUCCACUUUGUGGAGGUUUGUUUCCUACAGCAAAUGGCCCUGGUGCUUUUUGUCCAGCGAGGUUUAAAUGACUCCAGUAAUGGAGCCUCCAGUAGGGACAUAUGGUUAUUUUAUCCAGUUAGCUGAUUUUUUCACUGUGCCUGUAAACUGGCUGGCCUCAAACACGGGGACUGCAGGUAGGUGCCUCUGGAUCUUGACGGGUUCUUGCGGUUUAAAUAGCGUGGGUUCUUUUGGCAGAGAUCUUAUAUAAAUAAGUGCUCAGUUGUAGGAAGUAUCACCUCCAACAAACAUCUAAUCUGUUUUAGUUCAAAUGUGUGCCAUUUAUGAAAAAUAUGAACCCCCGGAUAUUUUGUCCAAAGCACAGAUGACUCCCAAGGAUGGGAAAUGGCUUGCAUCCUGGUGAGGUGUUCAUGAAUUUCCCUGAGGCCUCGUCCCUCUCCUCUGAUGAAAAUUUCAUUUAAUUAAUUCCUUUAAGUAGAAACGGUCCAAGAAGGCAAUGUGAUGUAGCCUUGCCUUUUCUCUUACCCCCAUCUUCAAUUAUGUCCUUUCUGCUUGGAGACCAAAGCGUGGCUGAAGUUGGCAGUUAAUACAGGGCCAUUUAUGUUUUCUAAUGUGAUAAACAAUAAUAGUGAAAGCCCUACUUUGUCUUCCUGUCUCUAAAUGGCAACGAUCACGGGAAGGCUAUGUCCUGGUCAGGUGAGUUGUUGGGGCUCAGACUUUGACCACUCAGGGUUCUUUUCUGUUAGAAGUUCCAUGGAAAUUAAGUCUAAUGCACUUAGUAUGAGAACAUGGGGAAAACAAUUUACCUUAGAAAGAUAAUGAUGCUUAGCCCACCUAGUCUGUUAGUGAAGCAGUUUUACCUGACAGAGCCCUCCUGUUAAUACGAGCGGAAGCAAUAGGCUGAAAUUUGGAACCUUAGUUUGGUUUCUCUAUUAAAAUCUGUUAGAAAAAGCUUAUUCAGCAUGAGCUCUAUUCCUGUUUUAAUUCCCAGGAAGUAAAAUAUUUGUAAUUCAACUGACAUCAGUUGCAGAGUGUUUACGCACAUUAUUAACCACACAGAUUCCUCCUUCCUUCUUCCUUCCUUCCUUCCUUCCUUCCUUCCUUCCUUCCUUCCUUCC